ACAUUACAUAGCUCCUCAUAUUUGGUGAUUUUUCAUCAUAUAACUGACACUUUAUUCGGGGAGAACAAUCGAUAAUCAAAGAGAAAUAAGAAUUCUUUUUUGGCACGGUCUGGGUUUUUGGCUUUCUGCCAAAAACGAAAGGGCACUUCACUGUUGGUAACUCUCAACUAGACUCAGUUACGAGCUUUCUUCGACUCGCACAAGAAAAGUAAAGCAAACAUGUGUAUCAGCAUCAUAAUAUCAGCUGUUUCCUAGCACCCUUCGGUGCGUACGAACUAAGUGAUGUCACAGUUUUCAUCCCAAAUUUCUUCAGUUCUCGCUGUAGCGCUGUCCACACCACUUGUACACACCAUACACAUUCGAUAGUUAAAGAAGAUGGUGUUAUCAAUUUAUAAGAAAAAUCGUUCACGUUCGACCUAAUAGCAUCAUUUUCGGGAAAUGGAUAAAUCGACAAAUGAGGCUGCAUUUAACUAGAAAAUGGACCAAACGCACAUCUGACAAGUGAUGUAUCGGAGAACCGUCCAGCGCUACGACAGACUGGCGCCACAUGCUGUGAUACGUUGUAAUACUUUUUAGCAGUAAACGCGCUUUUCAGCGAAAGAUGCCAUCCAGGCUGGAUAUUGUCCUCACAAACAGUGCGGAUGGUAUAUAUUAUCCCGGUCAGGAAUUAAUUGGGGAUGUGAUUGUAGAGUUUGAUAAAUGUUGUAAAGUUUCCAAACUGGCCCUUACCAUCUCUGGAAAAGGUAAGACAAAGUGGUACGAAAGAAGAGGCGCACGUCACCACUAUACAGUUACCUAUAGAGGAAAGGAACAACACUUGCACUCUCAGCUGGUCCUAUUUCAAUCGCACGAUAAAUCAGUUGAAAUCGCCCCAGGAGCCUACAAGCAUGGUUUCGCCUGUAGACUGCCCGAAACGCUACCAGCUUCGCUAGAAGCAAAGCGAGGUCACAUCCGUUACUGGCUGGUGGCCACUCUCGAACGUCCCUGGCGGACAGCCAGAGUAAAGUCGCUCAACUUUCAAGUGGUUCGACGGCUUGAUCUAAACCACGUGAUGCUGUCGCCGGUGAGGGAGGAGAUAAUCGAAAACAUUGGUUAUUGGCCGUGCAUGCCGACUGGUGCUCUGUAUGCCUCCGUGGAGCUUCCUACAUCCGGCUUCGUCCCUGGCCAGUUCAUCCCAGCGGUUAUCCAAAUCAACAACAAAAGUCGCAACAAAAUCACCAAAAUUGUCACGAUGUUGGUUCAGAAAAUUACUUACAAUGCGCAGAAACCAGAGGCGAAGCAGAAGGUGAAACGAAUGGUGGCAUGCAGGAAUGUUACCCCUGAAAUAACGCUUCCCGAGGGUGGUAUACUGGCGGCGGAAAAUCUACAGGUACCCUGGCUUCUGCCGACCUCUACGCACACUCACGUGGUACAAAUUGGCUACGAAUUGGUUGUUGAAUUCAGAAUCGAAUCUUGCCUUUCGAAUGCGACCCAACGCGUUCGUGUUCCAGUGGUAAUUGGCGUGAUUCCAGCGAGGGAUUCCAACCUGAUGGAGAGCAAUGCCAUUCGAGUUUGGUCCAAGGGAAAUGUUCAUUGAUCUGUUCAAGACUUUAAAUCUUUCUUCUAAACUAUGAAAACAAAUUAUCAAUAUACUCUUGGGCAGACUGUGAAAUUAUGUGUUCAAUUUUUCUUCUCAAUGAAACAAUCGACUUUCCAUGCCUUCUCCGCGCUUUGAGACUUGCGACGUUCUUUGAAUGUAUACAUUCUGUAAACACAGUAACAGAAU
This is a messenger RNA of Toxorhynchites rutilus septentrionalis, 1765 nucleotides long. RefSeq names its product arrestin domain-containing protein 17-like. Lineage: Eukaryota; Metazoa; Arthropoda; Insecta; Diptera; Culicidae. The record is from RefSeq and is a predicted model, not a curated record. Bases 602 to 1576 code for a protein of 324 amino acids. The transcript is spliced from 3 exons. Gene Ontology annotation, biological process: protein transport. Gene Ontology annotation, cellular component: cytoplasm.